Molecule: messenger RNA, 2765 nt
Organism: Puntigrus tetrazona (Sumatra barb)
Lineage: Eukaryota; Metazoa; Chordata; Actinopteri; Cypriniformes; Cyprinidae
Gene: wdfy2
Product: WD repeat and FYVE domain containing 2
Exons: 12
Coding region: 241-1443 (400 amino acids)
Molecular function (GO): metal ion binding; protein binding
Source: RefSeq, a predicted model, not a curated record
CAUGCAUCUGUGAUUCAUUGAAGAGUCGGAUCGUCCGUGUACGUGGAGAACGAGAGGACGGCGCGCGCGGCGUCGGGGGCCAUGGCAUAGAGAUCGUGUUUGAGCGUGACCAGCGCAGGCCGGGAGACUUCAUCAGCUGACCCGCAGCAUCCCUGACCGACUGCAGGUCUGAUAGUCGACCUGCGCUCGGCGUGUUAUGCUGCCGAGAGAGGACUCGGGUGACGGAGGAACUACAGCGCCAUGGCGGCAGAGAUCCAUCCCCGUCCGCAGACCCGAAAACCCGUCCUGCUGAGUAAGAUCGAGGGUUUUCAAGAUGUGGUGAAUACGGCUGUGAUCAUCCCCAAGGAGGACGGGGUUAUCAGCGUAUCUCAAGACAGGACAAUCCGUGUGUGGCUGAAGAGGGACAGUGGUCAGUACUGGCCCAGUGUCUUUCACACAAUGCCAGUGGCGUGUUUAUGCAUGUCAUUUAAUCCAGAAACAAGGAGGAUAUCUGUAGGGCUGGAAAAUGGCGCGGUAUCGGAGUUUGUUUUAUCAGAGGACUACAACCAAAUGACUCCUGCACGAACAUAUCAGGCUCAUCAGGGUGGCGUGACCGUGGUGCUGUUUGUCCUAGAGAUGGAGUGGGUUCUAAGCACGGGUCAGGACAAGAGCUUCACGUGGCACUGCUCAGAGAGCGGACAGCAGCUGGGCUCGUACAGGACCACGGCAUGGGUGUCUGGACUACAAUUUGAUGUGGAAACCAGACAUGCCUUCGUUGGAGAUCAUUCCGGUCAAGUGACGAUCCUAAAGCUGGAGCAGGACAACUGCAGCCUGGUCACCACCUUUAAAGGCCACACAGGCAAUGUCACAGCCCUGUGUUGGGAUCCUGUCCAAAGGGUUUUAUUCUCCGGAAGUUCUGAUCAUUCAAUCAUCAUGUGGGACAUUGGAGGCCGUAAAGGCACAGCCAUCGAGCUGCAGGGACACAAUGAUAAAGUGCAGGGUUUGUGUUACGCUCCUCACACACGUCAGCUCAUUUCCUGUGGCUCAGAUGGAGGAAUAGUUAUCUGGAACAUGGAUGUCACACGACAAGAGACUCCUGAGUGGCUCGACAGUGACUCGUGUCAGAAAUGUGAACAGCCAUUCUUCUGGAAUUUUAAACAGAUGUGGGACAGCAAGAAAAUUGGCCUGCGACAGCAUCACUGUAGGAAGUGUGGCCAGGCCGUGUGUGGAAAGUGCUCCUCUAAACGCUCCACCAUUCCUCUAAUGGGAUUUGAGUUUGAGGUGCGGGUUUGUGACAGCUGUCACGACUCCAUCACGGAUGAGGAACGUGCGCCCACUGCAACAUUCCAUGACAGUAAGCACAGCGUCAUACACAUGCAGUAUGAGCCAACCAGGGGCUGGCUGCUCACCUCCGGGACAGACAAAAUCAUCAAGCUAUGGGACAUGACUCCGGUGGUAUCGUGAGAAUCCCGUGUAACGUCUGCAAGCAGGAACUAAAAAUCGGCGCUGAACCGGAACCGAGAAUCAUGUGUUUGUGGAAAACGUUCAAAGUUCACGUCACUUUCCAUGGGCAGCUUCAUCUCAUGGAGGAAAAACUCAAGGAUGUCCUGAUAUUGAACUGAGCAUGUGCAUUUGUAUGUAUCUGUGCAUGUGCACGUGGGUUAUGGGAACAAACGUGUAAAUACUGUCCAGUUUAAAUCUGCUUAGUUCAGGUUGUUUAUAUUGACCAGUGUUGUUACGGUGUGUCGUCUCUGAAACUCCUCACAUUCUAAUAUCAUCUUAUGUCUUAUCCUAAACGUGAGUGAAUCCUUGUUACACUGCAUCAAAGCAUGUUGGAACUGUUUUAUAUUCAAGUGCCUUUACCGCAGCUCAAUCGGUGGUUUUGGCAUGGUUAAAUAGUAUCUGCUAUUGCAUCCUAUUUGACUCUUUAAAUGUAAGCACUUACGUUCCAGCAAAUUUAAUCGGAGGAUUUAAUGUGCACGUAAUCACAAAUGCUAUUGUUUACACAGGGUGAAAUUUAAUAAUGCUUCAUUAUAAUGAUAUCGUGUUUGAUCUUAUUAAAGCUGAUGUUUCAUAGGCAUGUCAUUACUGUAAGAAACAUGGCAUUUCAUUCUUUCUUUGGAUCAUAUAUUAUGGUGGCGAUUUAAUACGUACUUUAACUUUAUUUGUCAGGUGUAUUUGUUUUUGCGGUGGCCAUUGUGAAUGGCUCAUUAUGGUACGGAUUGAUAAAACUGGCACAAAACAAAUAUGCUUUACUUUGUAACUGCGUAAUUGCAAAUGUGGAAGUUGGAUUGCAUACUAGCUUUUAAAAAAGGAUGAAGUUGACAGAAAGGUUCAUUGUAAGUAUAUUUGAUCAAAAAUACAGUAAGGCAGUAACACUGAAAUGUUUACAGCUUAAAAGAACGGUUUUGUAUUUCAAUAUAUUUAAAAUAUAAUUUAUUCUCUUUGAUCGCAAAGCUCAGUUUUCAACAGUUUGGUGUGAUCAGAAAUCAUUCUAAUGUGCUGAUCUGUUGCUCAGAAAACACUGUAAAGAGUAAUGUAAUGAAAACAGUAAGUGCUACCUAAUUAUUUAUGUGGAAAAAUGGAUGCAUUUGGUGAUUCUUUGAUGAAAGAAAAGCAUUUACCUGGAAAAAGAAAUCUUGUUAAAAAAAAAAAGUAAUGAUUUCUUGUAAGAAUAAAAAAUAUUACUGACCCUAGUUUUUUUUUAAUGGUAGUAUAAAUGAUAAUAAUUGGAGUGAAAGUCUUUUUUUCAGUUUGAAUUAAACGUAUUGUUUUUUGUCAGUUUA